Molecule: messenger RNA, 1041 nt
Organism: Oryza brachyantha (malo sina)
Lineage: Eukaryota; Viridiplantae; Streptophyta; Magnoliopsida; Poales; Poaceae
Product: early nodulin-20-like
Exons: 2
Coding region: 149-814 (221 amino acids)
Cellular component (GO): plasma membrane
Molecular function (GO): electron transfer activity
Source: RefSeq, a predicted model, not a curated record
ACCGCGCACAUUUACACUUGCUUCUUCUUCUUCGCCGGACCGGACUGAUUCGAUCACCGGUAGCCAUAGCUACAGCUAGCUAGGUAGCUUCUAGCUACUCCAGUUGAUCCGUACGAGCUAGUGUUUGUCUACGACGACGAUCGGGCUCAUGGCGCAACGGGAGGUCGUCGUCGCCGCCUUCUUCGUCGUCUUCUUCCACCUGGUGUCUGCUGUUGCCGGCCAGUCCGUUUCUGCUGCGCUGCUCCCGAUGCGGAUGGGGAACCGGUACGUCGUCGGCGACGCCAACGGGUGGAAGGUGCCGCCGCCGGCGAGCGCGGAGAUGUACGCCAAGUGGGCCGCCGGCAUCCGCUUCUACGUCGGCGACUCCAUUGAAUUCGUGUACAAGAAUGACUCGGUCGUGAAGGUGGACAAGUUCGGGUACUACCACUGCAACGUGACGGCGGCGGCGGCGAAUGACGGCAGCGUCCUCUUCCUCCUCGACGCGCCAGGCUUCGCCUACUACUCCAGCACCGACGCCGGCCACUGCAAGAAGGGCCAGCGCCUCGUGAUCAACGUCGAGGCCGCCCCUACGCCGGCGCCCGCGCCGGCAUCACCAAUCGCGACACCUCCUGCCGCCGCCGCCGCGGCGCCCACGCCGCCUCCGAAGCCGUCCCCGUCGCCGUCGCCUUCCCCUAGCCCGGCGCCGCAAGAAGCCGCAACGACGAGCGCCGCCGCAGCAGCAUCAUCGUCGUCGUCGGCGGCGGCUCGCGCCUUGCUCCUGGCGGUGUCUGCCACGGCGCUGGCCAUGAUGGGUUUGGUUCUCGGCGAAUGGUAGUAACAUAGUUACAUUAAUUAGGGCAGGUCUUAAUUAGCACGGUUAAUUUAAUUUAGUUAAUUUCGGUGUGUGUGUGUGUGGUAUGGCUCGUGUUGGAGCUUACCAUAGCUGAAAUGAAUAAUUUCGAUGUGAAUUAGACAGUUAGUUAAUUUAGUUGGUUGUCGCUUCAGAAUCAGACAAGGAAAAAAAUCGCUGCGUUUCUGGCAAGUUAAGGCGUUCAUUUUUUA